Molecule: messenger RNA, 1629 nt
Organism: Homarus americanus (American lobster)
Lineage: Eukaryota; Metazoa; Arthropoda; Malacostraca; Decapoda; Nephropidae
Product: zinc metalloproteinase nas-4-like
Exons: 12
Coding region: 101-1489 (462 amino acids)
Biological process (GO): proteolysis
Molecular function (GO): metalloendopeptidase activity; zinc ion binding
Source: RefSeq, a predicted model, not a curated record
GAGCUAUCGUCAGCAUCUCUCUCAUUACACUAACGUCUAUUAAUCCCAUAAGGUGAUUUUAAUAAGGGAUUUACAUAAAAAAAGGAUCCAAUACUGUCAGAUGCUACGUUGGUAUUGUCUGACCUGGGUCAUGGUGGUCGGGUCAAAGGACAUCACUGCUCUAAUUCGCUCGUCUGACCCCAAUGUCCAGAUAUUGGGUCAACCACAGCUAGACCCCAAUUUCCUGCCCGAAGUAGCAAUGGGUAAUCCAGAUACGAUUGCUAAUGACAUACCGGGACCAUCACUUAGCCCAGCUGACUUUGAGAACAGUGCACAAAUGGUACACGCUGCCGUCGACACAAGCCAUCAAGCUGACCCCAUCGAAUUGGCCGGGUUAUAUCAGGGCGACAUUAUUCUCAAUAGCAUGGAUGAAUAUAGCCUAUCAGACAUGUCUUUUAUGGGUCGAGGGAGGUCAGCUUUCCCUAACCCAAGGAACGCGAUAAUUAAGAUGACUCGUCGCUGGCCAAACGGUGUCAUUCCCUACGUUAUUUCAUCCUCCUACAAUUCACAUGAACGAGGGACCAUCGCCAUGGCUAUUAAGAAAUACCACGACACUACCUGCAUACGUCUAGUGCCCAGGACAAUUGAAAGAGACUAUAUUCAUAUAUUAAAGGGGGAUGGGUGUUCUAGCUCAGUUGGUCGUAUAGGUGGAGCUCAAGUUGUCUCCCUUGGCCCUGGGUGUCUGUACGUGGGUAUUGUCAUGCACGAACUGAUGCACGCCGCUGGUUUCUGGCACGAACAGUCACGUGCAGACCGGGACAACUUUAUCACGGUGAACAAGAUGAAUGUUCAGUCUGGGAUGUGGUAUAACUUUGAGAAAUAUCCCUGGGAACGUAUUCAGAGCCUUGGAGUCGAAUAUGAUUUGGGAUCGGUGAUGCAUUAUGGACCCUAUGCUUUCGCCAGAGACCGAACUAGACCGACUAUUAUACCCAGAAAGACCGGAGUGGAGAUCGGUCAACGGCGGGGCUUCUCUGAGAAAGAUAUACAAAAACUGCAAAAAUUAUACAACUGUGCGAACAAUGCGACAGAGACAGUAGUAACGACAGGUGCGCCUCUAACAACCUUAGCCCCAGAUAUUUGCGAAGAUAAUAACGAUCACUGUAACGCGUGGGUUGAUCUUGGUGAAUGUGAGAAGAAUCCUAUAUGGAUGAAUGUUAACUGUCGAAAGGCCUGCAAACAAUGUGGUAAGAAGUGCCGCGACAACAGCCCUUACUGCAGCUUUUGGGCUCAAGCUGGUGAGUGUACAGCUAAUGCCAGCUAUAUGACCAUCUUCUGUAAGCUGUCUUGUGUCCUCUGUGAUGACGCAGUUGUCACCGAAACGUGUGAGGAUAAACACAAGUACUGUCUCGCUUGGUCUGAGUCUGGCCAAUGCCGUACAAACCCAAAUUACAUGUUAUUGUACUGUAAACAGGCUUGUAAACAAUGUGUAAACAAUUUUGAGGUGGUGUAAACAUUGUAAACAAAGAAUAAUACGAGUUUAAUGGCUAUUUCUUGAUUCAAUUGAUUGUUUGAUAUUGUUUGUAUACCUGUACUGUCUAGGUAUAAUAUUAAGUAAUGUAAAUUUGUAUGGUAAUUUUCCUGAAUAAAUAA